AUGGGGAAUGGAGUGAAUCCGCACGGGUUUUCGACUUGCUUCGAGGCGUUGCUGCGAUGGCGACACGACGACGUGGCGCGGCCGGAGUGGGAUGGCCAGCUGGACGUCGGCGUUGACAACGUGACGGCGGCGGACGCGGGACUGUACGAGUGCUACGUGGAGGGAGAGAGGAGCAAGCAGCUGCACGGACUCGUGCACCUGUCCGCGCAUCUGGACGCCAAUUACCCGGAAACUGCGUCGCAGCCCGGCGAGGAAGCAGAGACCGCAGUUUCUGACGACGAGGGUGACGUCAUAGGCGAGUACGUCACUGAGGUCGAGGAAAAUCCCGAAAUGACCAUCAUCAACAGUCGGGACCGCACGAUCAUGAUGCCGACGGGAGCCUUGUCCGUCUCCGGCCACCACCCCGAGAUGGCGCCCGAGGACGGCAGCAGCACCGACGGUGGCGCCGCCUGGAAGCUGUCCGGUUGCGUCGACGGCGCCGGUCGCAUGUACGAGAUCGGAGAGCGCAUGACGAUUAGCGGCGACCCGUGCGAGAUGUGCCGUUGCCAUGACAACGGGAAGCCACUGUGCGCGAUGGCGUCGUGCGCGGGACCACCGAGCCGCUACUGCCGCGCCAUCUACACCGCCGACAACACCUGCUGCCCCGAGUGGGAUUGCUCGGCGCCGACGCUGACGCCAUCUGGCGACUACGACGUCGUCAACAUCGUCGGCGACGGUACCGGGAUUGAGGAGGAGCUACAUGAGUACGUCGAGCCGCUGUCGCUCGGCUGCGUCUUCAAGGGCUUCCUGUUCCAGAACGGAGAGAGCUUCCGGCGGGGCUGCGACGCGUGCUACUGCAGGGACGGACGCGCCGAGUGCGUGGCGGUGAAGUGCAAUGCGCCGAAGCCAGGCUACGAGUGCAUCAUCGUCAACAGGGGUAAACCAAAGUCGUGCUGCCCGCAAUACCGAUGCAAGAAAACUAGAGGACCAAAGAAGGUCGGAGAGGAGUCGAGACUUGCCGCCCUGUGGGCUAACUGGAAGCAACAGCAGCUGGAGCAGCAGGGGCUGCGACGCGGUAGGAGGCAGUAGAGGCGCCUCUCCUUCAUGCCAUAUGAGUGGAUCCACCGACAACGCAGAGAGUUCCGGGAGAUAGCGCAGGAGGUCGCUACAUUCGCGCGCCAUCAGUGUUGGUGGCGCCAUCUUGCGGGAGUCACCGAGGCGGCGUCGACUGCGGCGUCUGCUGGAACCUGCGAUUGCGACGUGUCCUUUUAUACUGAGUGUAACGGGUAGGGUCGUUGAACGGGGACGGGUCGUCGCGGCCUCUCUCCGGAAGAAUUGCUAAAUGACUCGAGCGAUAACGCGUGUCGAAUCGUGGGUGGCAUGCAUGUAGGCUCAUGCUGUCGCUGGCACACGGUUCACCAUUCGUGGCUCGCUGGGAGAGCCCGAAGUACGACACGCGUUCAGCCCAAAAGCGAAUACAUUGCAAUUCUUCGUCAGCGAUCAUAUAUGUGUGUGUACGUAUAUGAUGAUGUUAUAUAUAUAUAUAUAUAUAUAUAUAUAUCAAGAGUACAUAA
This is a messenger RNA of Priapulus caudatus, 1553 nucleotides long. RefSeq lists its product as uncharacterized. Bases 1 to 1068 code for a protein of 355 amino acids. NCBI's taxonomy places the organism in Eukaryota, Metazoa, Priapulida, Priapulimorpha, Priapulimorphida, Priapulidae. Gene Ontology annotation, molecular function: protein binding. The transcript has 4 exons. The record is from RefSeq and is a predicted model, not a curated record.